Passer domesticus (house sparrow) is the source of this 4264-nucleotide messenger RNA. RefSeq names its product cyclic nucleotide gated channel subunit alpha 4 (gene CNGA4). The transcript has 5 exons. Gene Ontology annotation, biological process: monoatomic cation transmembrane transport. Gene Ontology annotation, molecular function: protein-containing complex binding; intracellularly cGMP-activated cation channel activity; intracellularly cAMP-activated cation channel activity. Lineage: Eukaryota; Metazoa; Chordata; Aves; Passeriformes; Passeridae. The record is from RefSeq and is a predicted model, not a curated record. Gene Ontology annotation, cellular component: intracellular cyclic nucleotide activated cation channel complex; plasma membrane. The coding region runs from base 1 to 3912 and encodes 1303 amino acids.
AUGCUGCUGCCAGCGCGCUGCAGCGAGAGGGGCCGUCAGAGAGCCCAGCCCCACCUCACGGCCAGCAGCAGGCAGGGAGGCAGAAGGGGAAGGAGGAGGGAAGCCAGGAAGGAAGAAAGUCAGGAGGAAAGGAAGGCAAUCGAGAGGAAAGGCAGGCAGGAGAGACAGCAGUGGGAACUGGGCCGGGCAAGCCUGCUGGGGCAGUGGUGGCUGGAGGACUCUGCUCACACGCAGGACUGGACUUUAAACCAGGAACUGGCCCAGCAUGGGCGUGGGGAGCACCCAGCAGCCACAGGGACACCAGGACAGCUGGGACAGCUGCCCACCCCCGUGCUCAGCAGCACCCACGGCCGGCGCUGCCAGGAUAUUUAUAGUGCCCCGUGCCCCAGCAGCACCACUGCCACCAGCACGGCACUGAGCACCGAGGCCCCGGAGCUGGCACCGGCGUGCCUGGGCCGGGAACCGAAGCACCGUGCGGGGGUCACCGAGGGGCCGCCAGGGCUGUCACCGGGUGAGGCGGGGGCUGCCCAGCCCGGGCUGCCCGCCGCGCCGGGGCCGCGGUCCCCGGCCCGCGGAAGGCGCUGCUCGCUUGGGCAUCCUCGGUCCCGGGGGCACCGGCACCGGGACGCCCCAGGCUCGGGGGUCACGCGGGGCCGGGCCGCCUACCUGGGUCAAGGUCGCGGCGGUCCCGUCCCGUCAGCGCCGCACCUGCGGAGGGCACGGGAGGCGUCGGGCGGGGGCCGGGACCCCGCGACCCCGCGGAGACCGGGCCGCUCGCCCUGGGCACCGCGGCCCGCCCGGUCCCGGCCCCGCCGCGCCCCCUCAGCCGGCACCGCCCGGGCCGGGCCGGUCCCUCCGGCCCCGCGCGGCCAAGGGCGGGCGGCGGCCCGGGCAGCGCGGCACAAGGGCGGCUGGCCCUGCCCCGAGGCCCGCCCCGCUCCCGCGGCCCCCGCUCCCGCGGCCCCCGCUGGCGGUGUCCCCUGGCCGGCGCUCCGGCGCCCCCCGGCCGCUCCCGGCGCCGCCGCUCACCGCCCGCCCCCGCCGCGGGCCCCGCGCUGCCGACGCCAUCUUCCCGCCGCGCCCGACGCACCGCGCGCGCGGCCCCGCCCACCGCGCCCGGGCACGCCCACGCGCCUCGGUGGGCGGGGCCUCUCCGGCAAAGCCCGAGCGCUCAUUGGCUGGGCCGCGAGUGGGGCGGGGCCGGGGCGCGUGGGAACCGGGAAUCGGGAACCGGGAAUCGGGAACCGGGACCGGCGGUACCGGGACACCCGCACCGGGACAGGCGGUACCGGGACACCCGGCACCGGGACACCCGCACCGGGACAGGCGGUACCGGGACCGGGGGUACCGGGACACCCGGCACCGGGACAGGCGGUACCGGGACAGGCGGUACCGGGACACCCGCACCGGGACACCCGGCACCGGGACACCCGGCACCGGGACAGGCGGUACCGGGACAGGCGGUACCGGGACACCCGGCACCGGGACAGGCGGUACCGGGACCGGCGGUAUCCUGUACGAGCACCCCCGGAGGGAACAUCCUCAGAAACCGGGAGCCCCUCUGCGCCGGGCAGCGGUGACCGGGUACGCAGUUGCUGGGGCUCCCGGCACCGAGAGCCCCAGUACGGGCACCGCUCGGAACCGGGCACCCCGCCGGCCCAGCCACCCCAGCACCGGAGCGACCCGCGGUCCCUCUGUGCCCCCAGCCGUCCUGCCACCCCCCGGAGCUGGAGCCUGGACCCCGCCGGGGACUGGCACUACCGCUGGCUCAGCCUCAUGGUGCUGCCCAUCCUUUACAACUGGGUCGUCCUCAUCCUCAGGUGCUGCUUCCCCGAGGUGCAGGAGGCACACACGGGGCUGUGGCGGGCCCUGGACGGGCUCAGCGACGCGCUGUACCUGCUGGACAUCGGCGUGCGCCUCCACACAGGUUUCCUGGAGGACGGCAUCCUGGUGCGGGACGUCAGGCGGGCGCGGCGGCGCUACCUGGGCUCCUGGACCUUCCCCUGGGAUGUGAUGGCCGUGCUGCCCACCGAGCUGCUCUGUCUGCUCCCGGGGGUCCCGAGGGUGCCUGGGGUGCCGGCAGCCCGUGCCAACCGCUGCCUGCGGGUGCCGCGGCUCCUCGAGGCCUUCGACCGGUGCGAGACGCGCACGGCCUGGCCCAACGCGUUCCGCAUGGCCAAGCUGAUGCUGUACCUGCUGCUGGGCAUCCACUGGCACGGCUGCCUCUACUUCGCGCUGUCGGCACGCCUGGGGCUGGGCGCUGACCCCUGGGUCUGCCCCGCCUUCCCGCGACUGCUGCGCCGCUACCUGCACAGCUUCUACUUCUCCACGCUGGUCCUGGCCAUGGUGGGCGACACGCCGGAGCCGCGGCGCGAGGAGGAGCUCCUCUUCCUCACCGCCGGCUUCCUCCUGGCCGUGCUGGUCUUCGCCACCAUCACCGGCAGCAUCAGCACCGUCAUCGUCAACCUCAGCUCGGCCGCCAGCGCCUUCUACCCCGACGCGGGGCCGGUGCGGCGGUUCCUGCGGGCGCGGGGCGUGGGCGGGCGGCUGGCGGGGCGCGUGGAGCGCUGGCACCGGCACCUGCGGGCGCAGCGCAAGCUGCCGGCCGAGUGGGCCGCGCUGCGGCCGCUGCCGCGGGGGCUGCGGGCCGAGGUGGCGGCCGGCGUGCACAUGGCGGCCCUGCGGCGCGUGGGGCUGUUCCGCGGCUGGCAGCCCGGCGUGCUGCGGCAGCUGGUGCUGCGCCUGCGGCCGCAGGUCUUCGGGCCCGGCGAGUUCGUGUGCCGGCGCGGGGACGUGGGCCGCGAGAUGUACUUCAUCCGCGAGGGCCGCCUGGCCGUGGUGGCCGAGGACGGCGUCACGCAGCUGGCCGUGCUGGGCGAGGGGCUCUACUUCGGGGAGAUCAGCCUCAUCGACAUCAAGGGUGAGCCCCGCGCCGCGCCCCGGCGCUGCCCCGCGCCGCCCUCGGGCUCACGGCCCUGCCCCGCAGGCAACGCGGCGGGGAACCGGCGCACGGCCAACAUCCUGAGCAUCGGCUACUCGGACCUGUUCUGCCUGGGCAAGGAGGACCUGGCGGAGGUGCUGGCCGAGUUCCCCCGCGCCCGCGCUGCCAUGGAGGCCAGGGGCCGGGAGCUGCUGCUCCGCAUGGGCCAGCUCGACACCGCCGCGGAGGCGGCCGGGGCGGCGGCGGAGCGGCGGCUGCGGGGGCUGGAGCGGGCCCUGGAGGGGCUCCAGACGCGGGCAGCCCGGCUGCUGGCACAGCUGGAGGCCGGGGCCCUGCGCAUGGCCCUGCGCGUCCGGCGCCUCGAGGGACGGCUGCAGCUGCGGGACGGGGCGGUGCGGGACAGGGCAGUGAGGACACACGGGGCAGCAGGAGCGGCCUCUCCGCAGCAGCCUGCCGGGCCACAGGGUCCCUCCGGGGGACAGGGCCCCCCCAGAGUGCAGGGUUCCAAGGCACAUGGUGUCCUCAGGGCGCAGGGUGCCCCCGGGGCACAGGGUCCUGCCCAGGACCCAGGUUCUGCAGGAGGACGGGGUCCCCCUGGGGUGCAGGGCCCCUCCAAGGCACAGGGUCCCCACAGGGCACAGGGUCCCAGCGCCAUGCAAGGUGCUCCCAAAGCACAGGGUAGCCCCACGGUGCAGGGGCCCCUCAGGGCACGGGGUCCUGGUGGCGUGUAUGGCCCCAGGGGGGCACCGGCUCCCCUCAAGGCGCAUGGUACCCCCAGGGCAGAGGGUCCCCUCAGGGCACAGGGGCAGAUGGGGCCGCGAGGUCCCAGUGGCAUGUAUGGUCCCAGCAGGGCACAGGCUCUCCCCAGGGCACGGGGUCCCUCUGGGUCACAGAGAUCCAGAGGGGCGCAUGAUGCCCCCGGGGCUCAGGGGGUCGGGGUCCCACGAGGGGUGGGGGUGCCGCGGGACUAGUGCCGCGGUGCUGAGGGGUGACCUGGGGGGGGACACCGCAGCCACCACUGCUGUCGGGUGACACCGACAGCUGCUGCUGCGGGACCGGGACCGGGAUGGGGCCGGGUCAGUGUCACGGAGUUUGGGAGCCGUGAGCAGCUCGGGACCCCCAGCCCCGCCGGGGCAGCAGCAGGGACGCGGUGACAGACACCGCGGUGGUGGCCGUCGUCCCGUCGCCCGGUGCCUCAAGAGCGCUCCCAGCGAGCCCCCCCAAGCUGCCCGACCCGCCCGGGAUGCGGGGUGAAGCCCACGCCCCGGUACUCCCCGAGCCCCGCUGCCGGUACUCUCCAUGGCCCCGCCCGGCCCCCACCGC